GAUGCUGGUGGUCUUCAAGUCUGCACCCAUCCUAAAACGAGCCCUUAAAGUUAAGCAAGCCAUGAUGCAGCUAUAUGUACUCAAAUUGCUAAAAGUGCAAACCAAAUACCUUGGGAGACAGUGGAGAAAAAGCAACAUGAAAACUAUGUCAGCCAUCUACCAGAAAGUCCGACAUCGUCUUAAUGAUGACUGGGCAUAUGGGAAUGAUCUUGAUGCUCGUCCCUGGGAUUUUCAAGCUGAGGAAUGUGCACUUAGAGCCAAUAUUGAGCGGUUCAACUCUCGACGUUAUGAUCGGACUCACAAGAAUCCUGACUUCCUACCUGUUGACAACUGCCUUCAAAGUGUGCUCGGACAACAUGUAGAAUUGCCAGAAGACUUUCAGAUGAACUAUGAUCUUUGGCUAGAGAGAGAAGUUUUUUCAAAGCCCAUAUUAUGGGAAGAGUUAUUACAAUAA
This is a messenger RNA of Staurois parvus, 454 nucleotides long. Lineage: Eukaryota; Metazoa; Chordata; Amphibia; Anura; Ranidae. The record is from the annotation of a GenBank genome assembly.